Messenger RNA from Paramuricea clavata, 1154 nucleotides. NCBI's taxonomy places the organism in Eukaryota, Metazoa, Cnidaria, Anthozoa, Malacalcyonacea, Plexauridae. The record is from the annotation of a GenBank genome assembly.
AUGGAAACUGUGGAUGGUCUGACUGAUCGUUGCAAAAUUUACAACAAAAUGGUGCAAAUGCUGGAGAGCAAGAGCGUUCGAGAAACCGUUGGGCAACACUGGAAGGACUGGGUUUGCCAGAAAGAUACACGUUUGGCAAAUGCUCGCGAUUUGGCCAAAGAUCGUGGUUUGACGCGGGCCGAAGUGACCUUUUAUUGCAAGGACCGUGUUCCAAGUGACAACCUUAUGGAGGAUACUCUACUACGUAUUACAGAAUAUGUUCCACCUGCUAUUGUCUACUCCACACCAUUUGGAGAAACUUGGAGAGCUUACUGUGACUCCAUGUUGCAUAGCUUGGUCGUCAUAGACAGAACACGCGAUGUUGGAUUAAUAGUGUACACGUACAACGAGAUGACGAAGAACAUAAGCGGACAGUUUGUGGAAAGCUGGGCAGACAAGGAGAAGUGGUGUCUUGGUAAUCUAACCCUCGGUUCUACAUUACCUCUGGACGUCAUCGAAGUGUGCGAUCGAAGUAAAGCUAUGAGUACGAAAAGCAAAACGAAGACCUAUGAUGUACACGUAGACAUUUCCGGAGUACGGUAUUUUAAAAAUCGUAAAGAUGGAAAUGCAGACUUUACGACGAGACUCGUGUCCAAAGGUGGAGUUUACAGCUGGUACGAAGGGAGUAAAAAAGAUGAUGCACUACUAUUAGUCAAAGCUGGUUUAGUGGCACACGAGCAUUGUACGCCUUCUCUUGCACACGUACAGGGAAACAAGAACAGUAAAGUGGAUAUGAUAUGGAACUGUUUCGAAGGGACAUCUUAGAUGUCAAAAUACCAGAAUCGUCUUGUAGAAAAAAGCACAAAGCAACCGAUAGCAAACGAAAGCAGCAGUGGAAAGAGGUGGCCCGCGAAGCAGCAAGCGAUAUACAGGAAAGUCGUAAGCCUUUCGAAGAUGCGAUCACAGAGAAAUGGAACAAACUUAGUUUAUUGAACAAUUAUAGCAACGCUUUCUCCAAUAACAAGAUUAUCCACCUUAAAGAUCUACCUCUGGGUUCCUACAACGUCAUGGCCAUGCGGGAGACCCAGACCCAGUUUGGAGACUUUGCUAUUCCAAUAAGUACAUCGAAACAUACAUACGCGGAAACCUGUCGGACGCCGAGAAGGAGAAGAUAA